Messenger RNA from Rhododendron vialii, 1089 nucleotides. RefSeq lists its product as uncharacterized. The transcript has 4 exons. Gene Ontology annotation, cellular component: chloroplast thylakoid. Bases 70 to 882 code for a protein of 270 amino acids. NCBI's taxonomy places the organism in Eukaryota, Viridiplantae, Streptophyta, Magnoliopsida, Ericales, Ericaceae. The record is from RefSeq and is a predicted model, not a curated record.
CUUUCUACCCCUCUCUCUCUCUCUCUCUCUGCGUGUGUCCCUAAAAAAAACAGGAGGAAAGAAGAGAGCAUGGCAGCCACACCCACCCUUCUCAAACUCCCAAUUCUUUCCCCGAAACCCAGCCACUCAAAACUCCCAAUCCCCUCCAACCUAAGUAAGCAACAACUCUCCACAGCCUCACACAACCCACAAAAACUAUUAACAGAGACUAUCCAACAACUAAAAUCGGCUUCUCUUCCUCUCACAGCAGUGGCAUUGCCCUUCUUCCUCGACCCACAGGAUGCACUUGCCGUUGGAGGGGAGUUCGGCAUUCUGGAGGGAAGAACAUUUGCUCUCGUUCAUCCACUUGUGAUGGCUGGCUUGUUUGUGUACACACUGUGGGCUGGCUAUUUGGGUUGGCAAUGGCGUCGGGUUCGAACUAUACAGGAUGAGAUUAAUGAGCUCAAGAAGCAAGUGAAGCCCGUUGCUGUCACACCUGAAGGGACCCCGGUGGCACCCCCGGCUCCAUCUCCUGUCGAAGCCAAAAUUAAACAAUUCACUGAGGAGAGGAAGGAGCUUAUAAAAGGGUCAUAUAGGGACAGACACUUCAAUGCAGGUUCAAUUCUGCUAGGAUUUGGUGUUUCAGAGGCCGUUUAUGGAGGACUCAACACCUGGUUUAGGACCGGAAAGCUAUUCCCAGGGCCUCAUUUAUUUGCUGGGGCAGGGAUAACAGUGCUAUGGGCAGCAGCUGCAGCUCUUGUACCGGCAAUGCAGAAGGGGAAUGAAACAGCCAGAAAUCUUCACAUUGCCUUGAAUGCGUUGAAUGUCUUACUCUUUGUAUGGCAAAUCCCCACUGGAAUCGACAUUGUCUUCAGAGUGUUUGAGUUUACUACGUGGCCUUGAAUUCCAAGAGUGAGCACUCCUUUUCCCCUCAAUUUAGGUGUACAAGUUUUCCCAUUACUCACUCUCUUUGUUUAUAGUCCUGUAUUGACUAAAUAUUCAGUUACUUCUGUGUCAUCAAAUUGCUUCAGUUUACAAACAUUUGUGUAAGAGAUACCGAAAGCAUCCUUCAUCUUGAAAUAGUAUAUGUUUAUUCCUUCCUGUUUUAAA